GCAGCAGCAGCAGCGCCGCAGCCCGGGAGCCCCACGUCCCGACCGCCCCCUGCAGCGGCUCCCCCGGAACCGGAAGAGCUUGUUGCUCGCGGCUAACAUGGCGGCCGCUUCCGGCGCAAGCGGCGGGGUUCGGCCGAGGCGGUGUUUAGAUGCGAACCAUGGCGGCAAAGAGGGUGGUAGCGGCGCCGGGCAGCGCUGGGGAGAGGAGCAGCCGGGGCAGCCCACGGCGGCGGCCGCCCUGCUGGCGCGGUGCGAGGAGACAUUGGAUUUAACCCAUGGAAAAGCCCAGUGCUUUGUGAAAUUCUCAGAGGUGGAAAGAAUGGCAAACAUUCAAGCUGAAAUCAAUGAGAUGAAACUGAAAACUGAAAUUCUGCAGUUGGAGAAGGAAACAGCAGACAUUGCUCACCCUUUUUGCUUAGGUAAGAAAUGUGAGAUUUUGCAAGAUAUGAACAGGCAUUUGGAAGCCGUACUGAAAGAGAAGAGGGCUCUUAGGAAGAGGUUGAUAAAGCCCAGAUGUCAAGACAGCCUGCCUAUUGAGGCUACUUUCCACAGGUAUAUAGUUGAGCUGUUGACUGAUGCUGUGACUUUCAUUGAGAAGCUUGAGAGCUAUUUGCAGGCAGUAAGAAGCAUCCCUCAGGUACCAAACAUCGUGAAGGACAUGGACACUGCUUUGACAAGAACAGAGGUGCUUGCGAUGGAGUUGGAGGAGCUGGCAGAGCAAAUAUUGAAGUGGAGAGAAGUACAAAAAGAAGUGUAUUCUGAUGACAUCUGCAAUACUGCUGAACUGGACUUCAGUUUAUAUUUGACCUAACAAUUUUCCUCAAAUGAAGUGGCUAUUCAAAGAACUACCUUUUAUGGUCUCAGGUGAAAACUACAAUGUAGUUGUGAUUUAAUUUAACAGGGACUUUAUAGGUAGUUAUAUUUCUGUUCUUAUGUGAUAGUUCUCCAACUGUUACAAGAAGAAAAGCACCAAGGACAAUGAGCUCACAGGAAGACAGGCUACUGAGAAGACCAUUAAGGAAUUCCAUUUUUAAAUAGUUGGACAGAAUUCCCUUGGAGCGUGUAUCAUCAAUGCAAAUGUGGUUUGAUAUUUCUUAUGCACUUGCUAUAGUGUCUCUAUUAGUUUUUAUAAGCAUCUUGAUAAUAUCCUGUAUUUUGUUUGUAUUCAGUGCCCCCCUUCGAAUAAAACUAUUGUUCCAUGAGUAUGACUGACACUUUAGCAAAAGCAUUCAUUUUUCCAGUUUGCAACCUUCGUGACUUUUCUGUCAUGAAAAGACUUGUUGGUAAAAUAUCACUGGUGUGAUGCCUAUAAAGCAGGACAGCUGGUUGUCGUUAGAGGCUGUUCAGUUUUGUAUUCAGGAUAUAGAGCAAACUGGAAGUGGUGCAGAUUUACUCCUUUCUACCACUGUAUUGCUUAUAUUACCUGAAUUCUUCCUGUAUCCAACCUGUUGAUUUCCCAUUUAUUUUGUGAAAGUAACCACUAGGUGGCUCGGUACCACAUAAAUGUCACUGUAGUUUAUCAGACCUGCAUAAAAACUUCAAGUAGAAUUAAAGAAGAAAUCAUCCGAGCUUUGUUAAGCACACGCACACUGCUCUGACUUACUUGUAAUUGGUCUACUCUAUGUCUGAAACUUUUUGAGAAUCCCAUUUUAAUCUUUACCGACUACAUCAUCCUGCUGGGUAUGGUGUAAAGGAGUGUAGCGUAACAGUUCUCUAGUAUACUAUAUAGAGUGCAGCUGAAGUUCCACUCUGCUGCUGCUGAGAAAAGUUAAGAGGAGAGAAACAAUUUGGAUUAAGUCAAGCAGAAUGUCAGAUAGGAUCCAAGAAUAUAUAACUGGCAUUUGAGUGCCACAAACCUGAAUAGAAUCUUUAUGUGAAUGCUGGCUAUACGUCAUGGUAGGAUUUGAGUCUGAAAUCCCAUAGCGCUGUUGUUUGAGUUGUGGAAAUGAAGCUCUUCCACACAAUUCCAGAUGAGGAGAUGGAAUUUUUACUGAAAAUGCUUUUCACAGUUUGUGAAAUGGGAAGAAACAGAAUCCAGACUCCUGGAAUCAUUGUCCUGUGCAUCUAUCACAGGCUUAACCUCUUAGAGGGAUGUCUUACAGGGAUUAUUUACUUCAGGCAAAUUAAAGCUGUUCUAAUUUAACGCUUCCAGGAAUAAAAUGAAAACAUUUCUAGUUAGUUUGUUCUUUAUAAUUCCUUGAAAUGAAAAUAAAUAUGUGGUUUUGCCAUAUUCCAAAGAGUCAGGCGUAUUUUCUUCUACUGUAUCCAUUAUUGGAGUAUUGACUGGAGCUGGUAGAGUUAGCCAAUACCGUUUGCCAUUGACAUACCAAUUCAUUAUUUAAUAUGAUUAAAGGGAUGAAUCUAUUUAAGAAACAGUGAUUCAUAGCUUGUAGGUGUUCAUUUUAGCAUCUCUGGGGUGGACCAUGAACUGGGAAAAGUGUUGAAUCCAAAGGAUCCAUCCAUACUUUGCUCUGAAGGUUUCUGUAUUGUGAUAUCUUUUUCAUUUGCGUUUAAGGUUUCUGGAGCUUAAGGUAAAUCGUCUUGCGAGGAGAACAUACUUUAAGUAUGAGUAAAUAGUACAGUUAAAAGCCAGUUUAAACAGAAGUUGUUUAAAUGGCCCAUAAAAUACUCUUAUAUGAUACUCAGACAUAGCUCAGAGUUUCUCAUAUUUUGAAAUGCAGAAAAGGUCCAGUUAAGAAUGAGUAAUGACAUUGGCAGAAAACAAAUGGUCUAUUGAGCCUGGCAUCUUGUUUAUGCAUGGAGCCAAUGCUGCUUCUGCUCACAUCGUCACGAGGAGAUUGGUAGCUGACA
This is a messenger RNA of Cuculus canorus (common cuckoo), 2811 nucleotides long. RefSeq names its product HAUS augmin like complex subunit 2 (gene HAUS2). Gene Ontology annotation, cellular component: centrosome; HAUS complex; mitotic spindle microtubule. The coding region runs from base 98 to 811 and encodes 237 amino acids. The record is from RefSeq and is a predicted model, not a curated record. The transcript is spliced from 6 exons. Lineage: Eukaryota; Metazoa; Chordata; Aves; Cuculiformes; Cuculidae. Gene Ontology annotation, biological process: centrosome cycle; microtubule nucleation; spindle assembly.